UUGGAGGGGGCACUAUCUCCAAAGAUGCUUGCAAUUCAGAAUGCUCAGCGCAAGAGGAAAUUAGAAACUGGCACCUCACUGUCCCAGGCUGUUGGCAUUGGUACACUGCUCCAUGAAGUAGGGAACCCUGCAGCGAUUGAAAAAAGAGCCAAAGUCUUUGAGACGAGUGGCAAAGAGGCUCUCACACACAAGACAAUCCUGCUCUUGCCCACAGAUCUGGCAAGCCGGCUGCUGGAAUGUUCCUUCGGAAGCGACGGCCUGCCCCAGCUGACGCGAUACGACUGCGAGGUGAACGCUCCCGUGCAGGGCCGGCAGCACCUCCUCCAGGGCGAAGAGCUCUUGAGGGCCCUGGACCAGGUCAACUGAGCCCCCCGUGCGCUGUGCAAUACCGGACACUGCACCCCCCCUCAACCCCUUCUAUUUAUAUUUUCUAUACCUGGUUAUUUUACUAUCCAGCUACUGUCCUGCACCUUUGUAGAUUUAUCAGAUGUGUUCUAAACUUCAAACCUGUUUUGCAAUACAUUAUUUAUAGCUAUAAGAAAGAAAACACCAUAGAGCAGCGUUCAGGCAGCCUUACAUCUGGAUAUCUGGAAAGAUGAGAGGAUGUUUAUUGAAGUUUCAAGCUCUUCAUUUAUCCUGUGUAUUCAGUAUAAGUGCUGUGCCAGCGGUGCAAUGUAGCCACAGUCGCACAAUUAUAUAUUUUCUUAAAAAUUACCAGCAGUUCAUGCAAUAUAUUCAGCAUUUUUAAACUACUUUUAAUGAAAUAUUGAACAAUUUAUUUUUCUUCUGUUUUUGUUUCCUAUGUAGUGUUACAGUAUAACUGUUAAGCCUGGAAUGCAUCAGUCACCUGCUCCGUCUCAGUUUGAUAAAGACUAUUAAAAGUUGAAGAGUAAACACCUGUUCAUGAGGUUUUACUUGUCCCGUUUUUAAGCUGUUCUGAUGUCAUGGUAUAACCAUUCAGUCACUUCACAUCUGUGUAUGUUGCAUUGAUCAGCAGUAACAAUCAGAGAUUGUAAACAUAGUACAGUAAAACCUGAAAUUUAAAAAAGGAACAAACUUCUAUGGUUAUAACCCUGGAAGGAUACUGUUGGGUUUUUAUCAUGGGAAGCUGGUGACAUUUAUAGUGUAAUUAUGAUAGAGAUUUUUAUAUUUUUAGUAGUCACUUUCAUUGUCAGCUCAAAUGCAUCCUUUCAGUACACAUAAUACAUGCUUAAUUACUGUGUAGCAAAUGAGUAUAAAUGCUUGUUUGGCAUAUUGUAGAUCAAUCAUGGAAGAGGUUUAGCAAUUUUCCAUCCUGUUAAGAUGCAUAGUACAUUGAAUGUUUGGUUUUCAUGCUCUUGUGGCUAUGAUCAUUACUACAGUAUUGAAAUCUACAACAUACUGCAGCCGUUUUUACACUUAUGGGGGGAAAUGGAAAGGCAUUUCCUAGUGUGAUCGUGUCAUGUAACCCUUUGUUAAUUCAUCUUUCUGCUGUCUGUGGUUUGUUCUCCGAACACUAAAUGUAUUGUUUUAUUACAUCAAUAAACAACAAAUGUGGACCAGG
Molecule: messenger RNA, 1543 nt
Organism: Lepisosteus oculatus (spotted gar)
Lineage: Eukaryota; Metazoa; Chordata; Actinopteri; Semionotiformes; Lepisosteidae
Source: RefSeq, a predicted model, not a curated record